Molecule: messenger RNA, 1290 nt
Organism: Nicotiana tabacum (common tobacco)
Lineage: Eukaryota; Viridiplantae; Streptophyta; Magnoliopsida; Solanales; Solanaceae
Product: auxin efflux carrier component 8-like
Biological process (GO): auxin export across the plasma membrane; auxin polar transport
Cellular component (GO): plasma membrane; endoplasmic reticulum
Molecular function (GO): auxin efflux transmembrane transporter activity
Source: RefSeq, a predicted model, not a curated record
UUACCAAGGUUUCAAGAUAUGAAAAUCAAACAAGAAGUACAAUGAUAUCCCUACGUGAUGUCUACCAUGUUGUGGCGGCCACUAUCCCUUUAUAUGUCGUCAUGAUCUUAGCCUAUAUCUCCGUAAGGUGGUGGAAACUCUUUUCACCAGAGCAAUGCUCUGGCAUCAACAAGUUUGUGGCAAAAUUUUCAAUACCUUUAUUAUCCUUCCAAGUGAUAUCAGAAAGCAACCUCUACAAAGUAAACCUGAAGCUUCUAUUAGCAGAUUUCAUACAAAAAUUUCUUGCUCUGUUUCUACUGGCAGUUUUUGCCAAACUGAAGCCCAAAGGAAACCUGACUUGGAUCAUAACAGGUCUUUCAGUUUCAACCCUUCCCAAUACCUUAAUCUUGGGGAUUCCACUAGUAAAGGCCAUUUUUGGUGAUGCAGCAGCAGAACUACUAGUGCAGAUAAUUGUACUGCAGAGUUUAAUUUGGUACAACCUCCUACUAUUCUUGUUCGAGCUCAAUGCAACAAAAGAAUCUUAUGUGCCAUCACCAUCAGAAGUAGCAGUUGAGCUCGAGGUCCCUGAAGAAUCAGAAUUGGAAGAGGACAGGGAGGAGGAAGCAAAAGCCAUAUGCCCAAGGAAGACAAAGAUUAUGCUAAUUCUUCUAAUAGUUGGAAGGAAACUCAUAAUAAAUCCUAAUACACAUGCAACUCUGGCGGGUAUUAUUUGGUCAAGCAUACACUUCAGGUGGGGAAUCAAUCUACCAACAAUUGUUGGACGAUCAAUAUCAAUACUUUCAGAUGGAGGGCUAGGAAUGGCAAUGUUUAGCAUAGGUGUUUUCAUGGCAUCCCAAGCUAGUAUUAUAGCAUGCGGAACCAGAAAAGCAAUAUUAGCAAUGGCACUAAAGUUUGUUCUUGGACCUGUACUCAUGGCAAUCUCAUCUAUUGCUGUUGGACUAAGGGGAAAAUUGCUAAAAUUGGCGAUAGUGCAGGCAGCCCUUCCCCAAGGAAUCGUUCCUUUUGUGUUUGCCAAGGAAUAUAAUACACAUCCUACCAUCUUAAGUACAGGGGUAAUCUUUGGCAUGCUGAUCGCAAUACCAAUUGCUUUGGCAUACUAUUUCCUUUUGGAAAUAUGAAACUCAGACAUGGUCAUGGGGUAGCAGAUAUUCACAAUAUUAUAAGAAAUACAAUUCGUAGUCUUGUAGCAUCACUCAACUGUAGAGUGAUUACAGUGAAGAAAAAGGCAAAAAUCUCACUGAAGUAUAGUUUUUGUAUAAAAUAAUAAAGGAUGAAUGUGCGUCGAGUUCU